UGAGCUUCCGGUGUUGUAGAUGUCAACAAAGCGCCGGCACGGCGUUUUAUGCAUAUAUAAACAGCACUAAAAAGCAAACUGAAAAAGAGGUUGUAUCCAGCAGACCUAAUCUCUGGUCCAGCAUCAUGGUUAAAACAGAGGAGCUGUCCGAAAAUGUAAGGCAAAACGUCAUUGACCUUCACAAGACUGGUUAUGGCUAUAAAAAAAUUCGCAAUAAGUUGAAUCUUCCAGUUUCUACUGUAGCAUCCAUUAUCAAGAAGUUCAAAGCUACUGGGACCGUUGCGAACUUACCAGGAAGAGGGUGCAAGCAAAUCUUACCUCUACGUGCUGUGAAAGAAAUGGUCGGACAGGUACAUUCAAAUCCUAAGGCAACACUUGGAUAUCUUCAGGAAUGUCUGGCAUCGUCAGGUUUUAACGUUUCAAAAGCUACCAUUCGCCGUCGGCUGCACGAUUUUGGCUUCAUGUGGACAGAUGAAACAGCUGAUCUUUUCGAACAUCCUUCUCUGCGCACCAUGACAACUUUAGCCGAGACCAAGGAAAUCUUUCGCAGUGCAGAUGCUGUUUGCUUCGACGUGGACAGCACUGUGAUUAAAGAGGAGGGUAUCGAUGAAUUGGCGAAGUUUUGUGGCGUUGGAGAUGCAGUCACAGAAAUGACUCGUAAGGCUAUGGGUGGAUCGAUGACGUUCAAAACUGCAUUGACUGAGCGGCUUUCCAUAAUACGAUGCUCGCGGGAGCAAGUCAAUAAGUUGAUCACUGACCAUCCUCCGCAGCUGACAGCAGGUAUUAAGGAACUGGUGGAGACCCUGCAGCAGCGGAACGUGAAGGUGUUCCUCAUCUCCGGCGGGUUUCGCUGCAUCGUGGAGCACGUAGCGACACAGCUCAACAUCCCUCUCCACCACGUCUAUGCCAACCGCCUCAAGUUUUACUUCAACGGUGAGUACGCGGGCUUCGAUGAGACGCAGCCCACGGCGGAGUCUGGCGGGAAGGGCCGGGUGAUCAGCAUGCUGCGAGAGCAGUACGGCCUGAAACGGGUGGUGAUGAUCGGAGAUGGAGCCACAGACCUGGAGGCCUGCCCUCCUGCCGAUGCGUUCAUUGGCUUUGGAGGAAAUGUUGUGAGACCGCAGGUGAAGGAGAGAAGCUCGUGGUACGUCACCAGCUUUAGAGAGCUUCUAAAAGAGCUGGAAAAGAUCUAAGGACUGGAGACACUCCAUGUGAGCAGCAAAAGGACCACUCCCAUCUAUCACUUACCCCCAUAGGUCUAAUACUAAUGCAAACACCAGAAAAUGUCUACACAAGGACUUUUUAUAGGUUUUUUAUUAUUAACGCACAAUUUUAUCUUUUGUUUCUUACAAGUUCUCAGACCACGUCCUUGCUGUGAGCUUAAGGAUGGCAGUGUUCGCUUUUAAAGUGAUGUAAUUAGAUGGCAUUUCAGGCUUUUAGUCUUUAUUAACUGAUGUUAUAGCAAACUGACGGAGAUGAAGAUCUGUUAUUUUAGUCAUUCCAGGCUUUUACUUGGCAUUUACAUGAUACACGUAUUGCACCCUACAAUGAGAAAAAUGAAAUUGCACAUCUUUUAAAAAAGAGUAUGGUAAUCCACAUUUGGCUUCAACACAGUGCUGUAAGUCUAAUAAGCUGUUUUAGUAGUGUGCCUAAUGUUCAUAUGUAAACCUUUCCUCCUUGUUGGGGAAGGCUUUCCAUUGUUUUAAUGUAUGAAUCAGGUCUUCAAACAAACACUAAGUAACAUCCAUUGUUUUGUGCAAUGACAACAAUAAAGAUGUGAUCGUAUUAAUGCAAGUGGAGAAUAUUCUAUU
Messenger RNA from Megalops cyprinoides (Indo-Pacific tarpon), 1811 nucleotides. It is a transcript of the gene psph, whose product is annotated as phosphoserine phosphatase. Gene Ontology annotation, molecular function: magnesium ion binding; L-phosphoserine phosphatase activity. NCBI's taxonomy places the organism in Eukaryota, Metazoa, Chordata, Actinopteri, Elopiformes, Megalopidae. The record is from RefSeq and is a predicted model, not a curated record. The transcript has 6 exons. The coding region runs from base 126 to 1193 and encodes 355 amino acids. Gene Ontology annotation, biological process: dephosphorylation; L-serine biosynthetic process. Gene Ontology annotation, cellular component: cytoplasm.